AUGGAUGGUUUUAAUGCACAUCCAAGUGUGGAGCAUGGAAGAAAGGUGUAUAGAGCUGCCACCAAAGGGAACUGGAGAAUCAUAGACAGGUCCUUCAACAACGAACCCCGAUUACCAAAAUUCCCCUAUUUCACCAUCAGGAGACACAAUUCUCCACCUGAUUGCGCAAUGCCGUCAAGCGAAACUCUUGUAAAGAUCCUAGAUGUGGCAACAGAAGACGCCUUGAGUGCCACGAGUGAUGAGGGGAACACUAUACUCCACGAAGCAGCAAUAGCAGGGAAUAUAGAGAUGGAUGUGUUUGCACAUCUAGCAGUGGAACCGGAGAUGAUGGGCCGGAGGAGUGAAGGUUGUCUAAGAAGGAAUGAUGGUGCCACCAUCGUUCAUGCUGCCAUGGUUGGAGAAUUCUAUGAUAUUUCGGUGGGGAAGGGGGCAUCGCCUUUGCACAUAGUGGCAACCUCACAAAAGGCAUUCAAAAGUGGGACCAUCUAUUAUCCCACGAAUAUUGGGGUUUCCACCUCAAUUAUCAUGGAGACUAUUGGAAAAGUCAUCUAUACAAGAAAACUUGCAAAGCAAUUGGUGCAAAGUGACUCGAAGCACAGCUAUGAAUAUGAGGGAAAAAAUCCAUAUAAGAAGCAUAAUUCGACUAAUGUUCUUGUUGAUGGCGAAUCAAAGGAGAAUGGGGUAGAAAGUCCCCUGAUUUUGGCUACAAAGAAGGAUAUAGUUGAGUUAGUGAGACAAAUCCUUAAAGUUUUCCCGGAGGCCAUAGAGUUCUUGGAUAAAGAUGGAAAGAGUAUAUUGCACUUGGCUGCAGAGUACAGAGCAGAGAAGGUAUUCAAAAUGUUGAGAUCGAUGGGAGCACCAGCAUCAAUUAUGGUGUUGGGCAUUGACAAUCAAGGGAACUCUAGUGUAAAGCAUGUGUGCCCCCCUUGCAUAAUUUCACAUAAGAACAUGGAUGAUCAAACAGCCCAAGAAUUGUUCACAGUUACUCACAAGAGCCUCUUGAAAGAAGGUGAAAAUUGGCUCAAAGACGGGGCAAAAUCCUGUAUAAUUGUGUCCACGCUCAUCGCCACCAUUCUGUAUGCCACAUGCUUCACGGUGCCCAGAGGCAACCAACCUAAUGGCCUUCCUACCUUCUUAUAUGAACCGAGUUUUAGACAUUUCAUGGAUUACUUGGAGCGGUCCCUUUUCGCCUCCUCAUUAUCCUUGGCAUUUUUCACCUCAAUCUUGACCACACGAUGUGAGGAAGAGGACUUCUAUUUUAUGCUCUGUCAAGAAGAAGCAGCUUCUGCUAGUGGGUUGAUGAGGAACUUGGAGACUGAUCUGAAUUUCACAAUUAAAGAUUUGUUUUCAUAUAAGACUGGGUUCUAUCAUCUAUGUUUCGGUUUUACUGGUUUCAUUGAAUGUGUGAUGCCUGUGGAUGAUUAA
Messenger RNA from Amborella trichopoda, 1425 nucleotides. The record is from RefSeq and is a predicted model, not a curated record. NCBI's taxonomy places the organism in Eukaryota, Viridiplantae, Streptophyta, Magnoliopsida, Amborellales, Amborellaceae.